Molecule: messenger RNA, 2712 nt
Organism: Rotaria sp. Silwood1
Lineage: Eukaryota; Metazoa; Rotifera; Eurotatoria; Philodinida; Philodinidae
Source: the annotation of a GenBank genome assembly
AUGGCAUCUGGUCGAAUUUCGUUUCAAACUAAAUCUCGAGUUACAGCAGUAGAACGCUACAAACGACGUUAUUGGGAUAAACAACGCUCACGUUCUAAUAAUGAUUUAUUAGACGAAGAACAAGUACGAACAAUGAUUACCUUUCAAAAUUCUGAUAUUGACUCAAUUGGUCUCUCUGAUUAUUAUUCACACACAUUGGGUGGUAACAGGCUAAAAAAUGGAGAAACAAAUGGUAAUGCACGUCAACGUACACGUCAUUUGAAUUGGUCUAGUUUGGGUAGUCUUAAUAGUUUUGGUGAUUCAACAACAACUCCAUCAUCAUCCCAAGGACAUACAGGUAGUGGAGGAAGUAAUGGAGGUGGUAGUGGCGGAAGUAAUACUGGUGGUAGUGGUACUAGUGUUCAAAAACGUGAAACAUUACAUAGCCGAUUUGAAUUUAAACAAACAUUGGGUAAAGGUACAUAUGGUAAAGUGAAAUUGGCAUUAGAUAAACGUAAGAAUGAACAAGUAGCGAUAAAAACAAUAAAAAAAUCCCGUAUUGAAAAUCCACAUGAUUUGGCUAGAAUUCGACGUGAAAUUGAUUUUAUGACAAGUCUUAAUCAUCCAUACAUUAUUAAAAUAAAAGAAGUUUAUGAAAGUCGAGAAAAAAUUAUCCUUGUUAUGGAAUAUGCAAGUGGUGGUGAAUUAUAUGAUUAUCUUAAUCGUAUGAAGCGUAUACCAGAAUCUCAAGCAAGAGCAAUCUUUCGACAGAUUGUAUCCGCUGUUCAUUUUCUUCAUAAAAAUCAUAUUGUUCAUAGAGAUUUGAAAUUGGAAAAUAUUCUAAUUGAUCAUAAAGGAGAUAUUAAAUUAGCAGAUUUUGGCCUAAGCAAUAGUUGGUCACCUCGUCAAUUACUACAUACCUUCUGUGGAUCACCACUCUACGCUUCACCAGAAAUCGUCUCCGGUACACCAUAUCGUGGUCCUGAAGUCGAUUGCUGGUCAUUGGGUGUUCUGCUAUAUACCCUUGUCUUUGGUACGAUGCCAUUUCAAGGUGGCGAUUACAAUCGAUUAGUACGCAAUAUAACUACAGGAAAUUUUAUUCAACCUCGUGAACAGUCAGGCGCACUCGAUCUCAUACGUCAAUGUCUUGCGGUAUCACCAACAAAGCGUUUUAAUAUUGAUAAUAUUACUACUCAUGAAUGGAUCAAUGUUGGCUAUAAUCGUUCACCUAUACACAAUAAUCUUCCUUCAACAAUGCAAAAAAAUAAUACUAUGUUAUCAUCUCGUCCAACAUUAUCAAAAACCAAUGAAACACCAAGAACAACAUCAAUAAAGUCAAAAAUCAGAUCAAAAUCUAUACAACCAUCUGCUCUUAAAUACUCUCAUCCUCCUCCACCACCUCCUCCUCCUUCUUCUGGUAAACCACCUCCAGUUACUGCACCUCAACCAUCAUUGAAAAAUGGUCGUGUACCAUAUUUUGGAUCAAAAUUGAAAUCUAUGACAAAUGGAAAUCAUCAAAUAAAACAAUUUAAUCGAUUAAAAGACAAUAAAACAACAAAAACUAAUAAAAAUGAACCACAAAAAUCUAAUCAAUUAAAUAAACGAACAUAUAAUUAUAGACCUAAUGGUGCUCUUUCACUUAUACGAUAUUGCUUGACACCCGAUGCUAAUAAUCGCGCUACAACAAAAGAUAUUCUUCGUCAUGAAUGGCUAGCAAAUGGACCUAUACUUUCAUUAAGACUUACUUCAACAACACCAACAUCUAUUUCACUUGCUGAUCAACAACCAUAUAAAGAUUACGAAAAAGUUCAUCUACGUUCAAGUGUACCACCAUCAUCCACAUAUAAUGAAAAAUCAAUGUCACCAACCGCUUCACUUGUUGAUCUUGAACUUCAAACAAGUUCAUUUUUUGAUACAACAAAAAUACAUGAUAAUAAUUUAUCAAAACCUACUGAACAACCACAACGACGUAAUCGGAUAUCAGCUGUAUCUGAUUCAACACGUUAUCAUUCAUCAACAUCUCGUCCUGUAGAUCGACGACCAUUAAGUUUAUCACUUGAUGAUCAAUAUCCAAAUAAUCCUAUUGAUUAUCAUUAUGCAUCAACAAGUGAAAGACCAUCAUUAUUAUUAACACAACCAUAUAUUCGUCGAACUCGUCGAACUGUUUCACCAACAUCAACAAAAUCAAAAUCAUCAUAUGAUAAUAAUGAUCGAAUGAAUACUCCACCAAUAACUCAUCGAUAUACAUUAGGAAUAUCAUCUGAUACAAAAAAACCAACAUCACCAAUUAGUUCAUCAAAUUAUCCUGAUUCAUAUGAUUGUGAUACAACACUACGUGAUCAUAAACGUAAGCCUAUUUUUAAAUAUACACCACCAACAAUACCACCAACAAAUGAAUUAAAUGUUGUACCAAGUCUUUCAAAUUCAACAACACCUGUUGCACCAUCUGUAUUUACAACAUCAGCUAUUAAAUUUGCUCCAGCACCUUUACGACGCAUAAGUCCAAUUAAUGAUCAAGAAAAUAAUAUUAACAAUUCUUUAUUAAGUACAGCACGAUUCUUAAAUAAUACAAUAUCUAAUACAUCUUCUAACAUUGAUGAUAGUAUUAAUACAGCUACUACUAAUCACAAUAACCAUCAUUCAUUACUAACUUCAUAUGAUACAAAUAAUUUACGAAAGAGUCGUUUAUUAGAUGAUAAUAAUAAUCUGAUACCAUUAAGGGUGCAUGAUUAA